AUGCGCACCAGCCUGCCAGGUGAACCUUGCGUCGAGAGCCUUUUAGUGUAUUUUCUCAACAUUUCUGAAAGCGGCGAGGAAGACGAGGACAUUUUCCUCAAAUAUGAAAUUGAUAAAAGCAAGAAUGAUGGGCUUGACUACCACUUCGACGGGGUCGUUCGGAAGAAGCAGGAACGACAGAAACUCCAUGGGACGGACUGCCUGUGCUGUCGCGAUUAUUAUGAUGCAGUCGGACCUCUUCCGUCCCGACUUCAACCUCCGCUGUGGAGGUCUCCGAGCCCAUCGGAAUCGCCGUCUUCGGGACGGAAAGCCCAGGACCGCACUGGGACCUACUCUCCCACAUCGCCAAACAGGGAUAGGACGAUCAAAGGUCAUCAGCAGGAGGUCUCACGCCACCGGCACAAUUGGGCCCCGCCUUCCACACCACCAGACUAUUGGACUAUCGGUUUCCCCGAUACACAACAAACGAAGGAGAUCAAUGAGAGAGCGAGACAGAUGAGAGCAGAAAAGCGUAAACUCAUCGAGGAAGACGCGAAGUAA
Cantharellus anzutake is the source of this 540-nucleotide messenger RNA. RefSeq names its product DNA repair protein endonuclease SAE2/CtIP C-terminus-domain-containing protein. The transcript is spliced from 3 exons. The record is from RefSeq and is a predicted model, not a curated record. Gene Ontology annotation, molecular function: single-stranded DNA binding; Y-form DNA binding; double-stranded DNA binding. Bases 1 to 540 code for a protein of 179 amino acids. NCBI's taxonomy places the organism in Eukaryota, Fungi, Basidiomycota, Agaricomycetes, Cantharellales, Hydnaceae. Gene Ontology annotation, biological process: double-strand break repair via homologous recombination; DNA double-strand break processing involved in repair via single-strand annealing. Gene Ontology annotation, cellular component: site of double-strand break.